Molecule: messenger RNA, 3893 nt
Organism: Bemisia tabaci
Lineage: Eukaryota; Metazoa; Arthropoda; Insecta; Hemiptera; Aleyrodidae
Product: N-acetyltransferase family 8 member 3
Molecular function (GO): N-acetyltransferase activity
Source: RefSeq, a predicted model, not a curated record
GUAAACAAUCACGCAAUAACGCAAUCCAAUGGCUCAAUUUUUAGAACAGACUUUUUUUCGCAAUCCUUGUGUUCAGUUUUGUAAGUUUUCCUAGUUCCCUGUAUUCUUCCUGUUUUUCUCUUUUCUAUUGAUGCAAUGGCUAGUGCUUUAAAAUCAUACAUUGUUAUUCGGGACUAUCAACCUGGAGAUGAACUGCAAUGUCAGGAGGUUGUUAAAGAAGGAACAAUGUCAACUGUGAAUGCUGCAUUUUUUGCUGGCCUAACACGUGAGAUAACUUUCGAACUCAUGGUCUUAAUGUCUGCACUAAUGUUUAUUUUUUUUGGUUUUCCGUUUAGUGUUUGCUUUGCAUCUAUUCCUGUUGUUAUCGCUCUUAUGUACUGCUGUAUUUACGCUGGACAUUCAUUCAAAGCGAUGGAAAUGUUGGGUGAUCUGUCCAAUAUUCCUCGCGUCUACAUGUCUAAUGAUCACACAGGGUUUUGGGUUGCAGAAGUUUUAGAACCCUGUUAUAAUUUUACGUCGCCAAAGAACAUUGAUUACUCCAUUAUCUCACAGAAGCAUUUUCGAUGUUUAAGCCUUGACUUGAAACAGUAUCGGAAAAAAAUAAUUGGAACAGUCGGAAUUGUGAAAAGCCGUAAUUUUGAAAAUUUUGCAUGGCUCCGUCGCAUGGCUGUGUCCUCUGGAUACCAACGUAAAAAAGUUGCCUCCAGUCUACUGGAUGAGGCCCUUCGAUUUUGUGCCAGCAAACACUAUGUUGCCGUAGAGUUAAUAACAACUGAAUGUCAUGAUAGCGCUCGAUCUCUUUAUUUGAAAAAGGGAUUUGAGCUCAGGCAAAUUUAUCACAAAAAAUAUGUAUGUAAUAUUGUUUCAAUUUUAAUUUUCAACCUAUACUUUAAUUUGAAAAAUUUCAAGCUAGUGGAACCAUAAUUUUUUCUUUAUAUCAUAGAUGGUUUCACUCUUGUUUAAUUUUUGUAUCAUACUCAUAAUGGAAAAUUAUUCUUAUGUAUGAAAAAGCCUCUUUGCGAUUUCAUUUUUUACUUUUGGACUUCUAGGUGUAAACAAUGUGUUAAAAUAGGAGUUAAGUAAGUACCAAAGUAUAAACAUCUUUAAAAAAAUCAAAAUCUAAUUUAUACUAUGCUCAGCUCUUAUGAGCCACAGAACCAAAAAUUUUAGUGAGGCAUUCCAUCCUCAAACUUGUUAUAAAAGAAAUAAAUUUCAAUUCCCUUUUUUUACACAAUUUUCCGUGGAGGGAAGGUAGGCUCCCAUGCCACCUCCUAGUGCUGCCCUUGACUGUAAAUUGGUGCAUUAACAGGAAGGCAUUUCAGAGUUCCCAAUUUAUUUGAAUGUCAUUCAGUAUUUUAUAAGUAUUCAUAUUUUGUUCAAUAUAAAGACACUUCUAUUCUCUGUGAUACUGUAUCGACUGAUUCUAAUGCUCAAACUGUUGCUCUGCACUAAAAAUUUUUUAUAAAUAUUUCAUCUGCAAAAUUAAUCAAAUUCUGUUAGUCAGAGAUUUCCAUUAAAUAAUUAAGAUCCAAUUAUUGAGAUAGUUUACUUCCAAUGAAAGUAAACAAGCUCAUCUGCGUAGGUAUCCUACAAUUUUCUGAAAUUACAUACCCACUCGCAAAACCAUGAGAAUAUUUCAUUUUUUUAAUUAGGGAAACUUCUGUCUAAAAAAAAUUGUGAAAUCAGACUGAUUUCACCAAUCUUUUCCCUGUGGUUCCUGGUCCUAUCAAUUCCUUGUUCCCCACCUUCACUUGGGCUCUUUGUUGGUUUGUUUAUUUUUUAUUAAUUUUUCUUAAGUUUUUAGUUUUAAGAGAUGGCAAAAAAUGUGAAAAAGUUGCAGUCCUGAAGCUGGUAGCUCUCUGGAAAUCGAGCAGACUCUAACGCCAAGAUGAUAAUUGUAAGGAAUGAUCAACUAUCAAAAUUAAAAAUUAAGGUCAAAAUUUUAAAAAUUUUUAAUGACUGGUGUUAAGUUUAACCCAGACUGAGAUUACAUAAACCCCUACCUUCUUACUCUAACACAUACUGUAAGUUAUUGCUCAGGAAAUCAGGCUGCCUGCAUUUUCAACAUUUUUUAACAUUUGUAUUCAUUGAUUUUACCUCCGAUCAUUAUUAACGAUGGCCAUAUGCAUAAUCAAAACGUAUCACUUAUUGUUAUUUUUGCUUAAACAACUUCAGCAAUUUUCUCUGUUAUAUGUCACAUAUCAACGGUGUAAGUCGGCAAUCACAUAACUCGGUUUGCGACGUCGUAGACUUUCUGUCAUAUUUUAUUUUUUAAACAGAAAACCACUCAACAGCAAUUCUUUAAAACUGCCAAGAUUUUUCUUCUCUGUGCAGCAAAAAUCCUUCAUUAACGUCAAGGAAUGAUGCCAAUUAGUUCUCCUUUAAAAAAAUAACAUAGAGGCGGAGAUCUUCAGACACCGCAAACGAGUUAAGUGAUUGCCGACUUACACCGUCGAUAUGUUGCUUUGUCAUUUUUAAAAUCAUUCUGACACUAUUUCAUUUGCCAAGUAGCCAAUCAUUUCCUGAUCCUAUACCCAGGAUUUUCACAAUUUUUAUUUGUCCAAUACUCUCUCUCGAAAGAUAUUGCCAACAUUUCUUUGUGAUCUGGGUACAUUCAUACUUAUAAGACUGAAGUCCUGUGAAAAAGUUGCGCCUUAUUUGAAUUUUGUAUCUUUUUUUAUUAUUUGUUUCUUACUAAAGUAUUGAAUAAUGUUUGCAUCCUUAGAAUAACUGAGCUUUUAUUUUGUUAUAUAUUCUUUAAUGUAAAUUUGACUUCUUGAGUUCACAUAAUGGUGAAACCCUGGAAUAAUUUACAUUAUGUCCAUCAUCCAAAAAGACAAUCUCAUGAAUGAAUGCUGAUUUUUAGCUCAAGUUAGAACAGCAUUACUGAAGUUUGUGAUUCCAAAAAAUUAUUCGGUCAAGAGUUCCCUAUUAUAGUAAUUUUUAAUGAACAACCACUUUUAAAGUGUGAUUUUUAUUUAUAUUGAGAUUACAGAGGUUUACUUUCACUACUAGCAACGUCGCUAUUCGACCUAUGCCCUCUGACUAUGGUGCCUUCAUGAAAGCAAUGAGCAAUAAAACAUCCACUAUUGUUUCCUUUGUUCACAUCAAGCAAUAUAUCUCCGAUCAGCAGUGUGGGGAAAGUGUAUAAAAUGAACAGUAGUGUGGUAGUCAAACAUUUUCUGCCAGUACUUUAUUGUUCCUCCCUCAAAAGAGAAAGACUCAUCAUUCUCACAUUAAGUUUUCUGAAUAUUUUUUGGAAUGACAAAAGAAAAGGACAUGAAAGUUCACAAGACACAGGUGUUCAGUUUCGCGUUGUGAGGAUCAAAUGUGACAAGUAGUUUACCAUAUUUCAAAUCGAAUUAUAGGCUCUCCAAGGUCACUAUUGAACUACAUAAAUAUAAUUCAGCAGGGUCAACUUUGUUUUUUCUCUCUUUAAUAGAUUACUAUGCAUGAGUUUGUGAUUCAUUUUUUUAAGUUUGUUGUAUUUUCCGCCUAUAUUUUUAUGAUGUUUUAUAAUGGGACUUCAUUUUUGCACUGAGAAGCCACAAGCUUUGCAAUACUGCCAAGAUUGCACAAUUUCUUCCAAGGAACUUCCAAAGAAAAUUCCGGAGCUUUGAUUUCUUUCUUCACAUCAAAACAAGGUUAAUUAAAAGAGAAAAUUACCUACUCAUUAAUUUCAUUCAUUGAUGUGUUUUUAUUAAAUUGGUUGCAAAUGCAGAAACUGUACAGUCAUAGCAAAAUUGCAAUGCUAUUGGUUUUUUGCAAAAUUUAGCCCAAUUAACUAUGCCGUUUUUUAUAUUCUUAAAUCAUUGUUGUAUUCAUAGUUAAAUCCAAUCCUAUUGUGAUUGAUUACUUUUGAUCUAUUAUAAAUAAAAAUUUUUAUCCCAAAA